AUGAAUUAUUCUAGUAAUGUUAGAAAGAUGGAACCCAUCCCUAGUACCCUAACCAUUGAGGAUAUACUGGUAUAUGUUUCUAAGAAAGACAAGUUCGAUGGAAUAGAAGACAAUAGCAUGACCUAUCAGAAAUGGGCUGACCGCCUAAUGUGGCUCUCUGAAGGAUUGAAUGUAAUUGGUAAUGAUGCAUUGAAUUUAAUUGGGGAAAGCAUUGAUGGUAGGCUGCUAGAAAAGUUUAACAGUAGACGCUAUGAAUAUAUAAACGAACAUUCUAAUGCCCCUCUUGAAGAAUAUUUAAAGCUGUUAAAAGGUGAUAUAGUUUCAUGGAAUAUUGAAUUGUUAGAAUCUGGGCUUUUUUACUUUGAUGGUAGUAGAAAAUCGUUGGAUAAAUUCUGCAGUAUUGUUGAGAGCCUUAAGGUGGAUCAAAUCAUUCCGGUAAGAAUUAUUAUACUGCAAUGGUUUAUUAAACAGUUACCACAAGAAUGUCAAGAUAUUCUGAAGAAAAAUCCAUGUUAUAAUCUCAUACAAACUAUUAAAUGGUAUGAUGAAUGGCUGCGAGACAAGAAUUCCGGACCUGAACAUGUUUUCCCAUUACCAAAACGUAGGAAACGAAAUCGAGAUUUCCAAAGAAGGGGAUCAACAGAUUCUAAUGAAUCUACCGGAAGAAGAAUAAUUCAAAAUCCAAAAAAUUAUUGUUCGAGCUGUCAAAAAACUAGCCAUACCAAUAGAACAUGCCCUACGAUACCUCCAUAUUAUUGUAUUGUGUGUAAAGUUCAGGGACAUAACGCAAAAUCUUCAAACUGCCCUAUUACAAAAGGCCAAUAUCCUGGUAAUUUCUGUACUAAAUGUAGAAAGCCUGGCCAUAAUGAUCGGAUUUGCGGAAAGCAUUCGGGGAAUCGAUAA
This is a messenger RNA of Naumovozyma castellii, 903 nucleotides long. RefSeq lists its product as uncharacterized. The record is from RefSeq and is a predicted model, not a curated record. The transcript has a single exon. Bases 1 to 903 code for a protein of 300 amino acids. Lineage: Eukaryota; Fungi; Ascomycota; Saccharomycetes; Saccharomycetales; Saccharomycetaceae.